Molecule: messenger RNA, 2064 nt
Organism: Vitis vinifera (wine grape)
Lineage: Eukaryota; Viridiplantae; Streptophyta; Magnoliopsida; Vitales; Vitaceae
Product: scarecrow-like protein 18
Exons: 1
Coding region: 345-1586 (413 amino acids)
Biological process (GO): meristem initiation; regulation of DNA-templated transcription
Cellular component (GO): nucleus
Molecular function (GO): DNA-binding transcription factor activity; sequence-specific DNA binding
Source: RefSeq, a predicted model, not a curated record
UGUUGCUAUUACUAACUACUACUAGUAUCAGUUGUUCCCAUCUUCUGGCAGAUAAGAAACUGCACCAUCAUCAUAUGUUACGUUAAAGUAAAGGAUUGCAAGCUUCCCCAUCACCUCUUUCUUCUCUUUCUCCUCCUCCUCCUCCUCUUCCUCCUCUACCAAUGUUCAUGUUUCUACCUUAGAUAGUCAGCUUUAUAUAUUUUCAUUUUCAGAUAUAUUUUCAAUAUCCUCUCUCACAUAUACAUAUAUUUCCAUCCUUUCCUCUCAUCCACAGUCUUGUCCUCCCAAAGGGAAAAGAGUAUUAAUUCACCACCACCAGUGGAGUGCUUUGUUAGUUAUCAGAUAUGCUGGGUUCAUUCAGUUCUUCCCAUGAAGAAGAAGAGGACCCAUCGGAUCUGCAGUAUCAGAUUCCACAGCCAUCACGUGCGUUCUCCCCUCCAGCAAUCCAAAUGCGGCAAUUACUUAUAAGUUGCGCCGAGCUUGUCUCCCAAUCUGACUUCUCCGCCGCUCGCCGCCUCCUCUCCAUCCUCUCCUCCAACUCCUCUCCUUUUGGUGACUCAACGGAGCGCUUGGUCCACCAAUUUUCCGCUGCCCUCUCCCUCCGCCUCAGUCGCUAUGCCACACCAGCUACUAGUAGUGGAGCCAUGUCUGCUAGUGCUAAUACUGCUGCUGCAGAUUCUGAGGCGUUUCAUUCCACGUAUCUCUCCCUGAACCAAAUAACCCCAUUCAUCAGGUUCAGUCAGCUCACUGCCAAUCAAGCUAUUCUGGAAGCCAUUGAAGGGCAAAGGGCGAUCCACAUCCUGGACUUUGACAUCAUGCACGGGGUGCAAUGGCCCCCUCUGAUGCAGGCCAUAGCUGAGCGUUGUGGCAACCUUCACCCUCCUCCCAUGAUCCGAAUCACUGGAACUGGCGAAGAUUUGGGUAUACUCCAGAGAACUGGCGACCGCCUUCUGAAAUUUGCGCAGUCCCUUGGUCUCAAAUUCCAAUUCCACCCACUUCUACUCCGCAAUGACCCUACAUCUGUGCCUCUCUAUCUUCCCUCUGCGCUUCAACUACUCCCUGAUGAAACUCUUGCAGUGAAUUGUGUGCUUUAUCUGCACAGGCUCCUCAAGGACGAUUCCCGUGAUCUACGCCUCUUCCUCCACAAAAUCAAGGCCAUGGAACCUAAGGUGGUGACCAUCGCCGAGAGAGAAGCCAAUCAUAAUCAUCCACUUUUCUUGCAGAGAUUCGUGGAGGCCUUGGACCACUACACAGCCGUGUUCGAUUCUCUCGAGGCGACGCUGCCACCUACCAGUCGGGAGAGGCUGGCCGUUGAGCGAAUAUGGUUUGGAAGAGAAAUCGUAGACAUCGUGUCGGCAGAGGGAGACAACAGAAGGGAACGCCACGAGAGGUUCGAGUCGUGGGAGGUGAUGCUGAGAAGCUCCGGCUUCUCAAACGUUCCCCUGAGCCCUUUUGCUCUGUCGCAGGCCAAGCUCCUCCUGAGGCUCCAUUAUCCUUCUGAAGGUUACCGGCUGCAGAUUAUCAACGAUUCUUUCUUCCUAGGUUGGCAAAAUCAAGCUCUUUUCUCCGUUUCUUCAUGGCACUAAAAGAUCCCUUCUAGGUACCUAUUUUCUAUUCUAAGCCUUCCCAAUCCAAACCACCAGUACUUCGGAAAGAAAGAAGAAAGGGGUUAAUUUGGUUUGGGUCCUCUCUCUUUCUGCUUCAGCUGCUGGUUAAUUCCCAUAUAACCUGCAUAUAAAUAUAACCCAUAAGAAACAAUUAAAGAGUUAAUGCUAUUGAAGCCGUUUGAAGGGAGUCAUGCAUGGGAGGGCAUUGCUAAUGUGUACGUUUGCAUGCAAAAUUUUGGAAGAAACGGCUCUGAACUACCAGCCGCUUCACCAUGCACCUUUGCUCAACUGGUCUUUCUUGGGGAGCUGAAACUGAGUUUUGUUGGGUUCAAAGAGAUUAAUUGUUUCCGGCCCUUUGUCGCCUUUAAAUUUCUCUUUCUUUGUCUAUCUCACUCAGUUUAUUUAACCCUUAUUUAAUUCAAUUAAUUCCAUAACCAAAUCCUCUUCAACCUUUUGG